Molecule: messenger RNA, 759 nt
Organism: Gossypium raimondii (Peruvian cotton)
Lineage: Eukaryota; Viridiplantae; Streptophyta; Magnoliopsida; Malvales; Malvaceae
Product: thylakoid lumenal 17.4 kDa protein, chloroplastic
Exons: 2
Coding region: 23-550 (175 amino acids)
Source: RefSeq, a predicted model, not a curated record
GUCUAAUUACUAAAGCAUUGUCAUGCAGAGGCUUCCUCCGUUGUCAACGGAGCUGAACCGAUGCGAGCGUGCAUUCGUUGGUAACACCAUAGGUCAGGCAAAUGGUGUGUACGAUAAGCCGCUCGAUCUACGCUUCUGCGAUUACACUAACGAGAAAUCGAACCUGAAGGGGAAAUCUCUUACAGCUGCACUUAUGUUGGAUGCUAAGUUUGAUGGUGCAGACAUGUCUGAAGCUGUGAUGUCAAAGGCUUAUGCUGUUGGAGCUAGCUUCAAAGGUACAGACUUCUCGAAUGCGGUUUUGGUUCGAGUUAAUUUCGGAAAAGCGAAUCUGCAAGGAGCUAUAUUCAAGAACACAGUGUUAUCUGGUUCAACAUUCGACAAUGCGCAGCUUGAAGAUGCAGUUUUUGAAGAUACCAUCAUCGGUUACAUUGAUCUUGAAGCUUUGUACCAACACAAGCAUCGAUCUUUGAAGGAAGAGUUGAGUUGGGUUGCCGAUGUGAUUUAUAUACACAUAUAUAUUCUAUGUUCUUACUUUCUUUUUCUUUUUUAAUUUUCAUGUUGAGAUUAAAAAUGGUACUGGAAAACAUUUAUUUUUGGUUUUGCUGCGUCUUUUAUUUGCUUUGGGCCGCAAAUGAAACAGAUAAAAAAUUUGUGGAAAGGAAUUUGGGUCAAUCGGCGCUCAGGCUGAUGUCUGAUUUGAAAGUUUGCUUUACUACUUAAAGGCAUAAUGACUAUUUAAAAGAAAAUUUCUAUUUUUCA